Messenger RNA from Vairimorpha ceranae, 624 nucleotides. Its product is annotated as rho ras-like gtp-binding protein. The record is from RefSeq and is a predicted model, not a curated record. The coding region runs from base 1 to 624 and encodes 207 amino acids. Gene Ontology annotation, biological process: small GTPase-mediated signal transduction. NCBI's taxonomy places the organism in Eukaryota, Fungi, Microsporidia, Nosematidae. Gene Ontology annotation, molecular function: GTP binding; GTPase activity. The transcript has a single exon.
AUGAAUGAAAAUAAAAAUAGUCUUUCAAAGCAAUUAACAGUUUUAGGAUAUGGCACAUGCGGAAAAACAAGUAUAUUAAAUAGACGUAUAAAUCAGAAAUUUGAUGAAAAAUUGGAACCAACUGUAUUUACCUCUGCUACUGUUGAAUUUAAAGAAGACAAUCACGUUGUAGAAUUAAAAUUAUGGGAUACUGCUGGUCAAGAUGAAUUUAGUAGAUUUCGACAUUUAGCUUUACCAAAUGCUCAUUAUGUUUUAAUUUGUUUUAACGUUGAUAGCAGGAAAUCUUUUCAAGAAGUUUCUGAUACAUUUAUACCUCAGAUUAAAGAAAUAAAUCCUCAAGCAAAAUUUUUUUUAGCUGCGACUAAAAUCGAUCUACGUGAUGAUGUUCACACAUUAGAAAAAUUGGCAGCAGAGGGGGAUUCCCCAAUAACUAGAAGUGAAGGAAUGUCUUUAGCUAAACAAAUUGAAGCAGCGGCUUAUUUCGAAACGUCUGCAAAAUUAAAUAUCGGUGUGAACGAACUAUUUGAACAAGUUGCAAAAUAUGCUAUCAAGGAAAGUUUAAAAAAAGACAAAUCUUGGUUUAAAAGAUUCUUGUCAUCAUUUGCCUGUUGUCUAAUAGAAUGA